Molecule: messenger RNA, 1877 nt
Organism: Pelmatolapia mariae (spotted tilapia)
Lineage: Eukaryota; Metazoa; Chordata; Actinopteri; Cichliformes; Cichlidae
Exons: 6
Coding region: 68-1255 (395 amino acids)
Biological process (GO): positive regulation of T cell proliferation; negative regulation of T cell proliferation; immune response
Cellular component (GO): external side of plasma membrane
Source: RefSeq, a predicted model, not a curated record
CACCAAUGGCUGCCGUGUACCGGACACCACUGUGAUUUCUAACUAAACUUUUCUCCCAGAGGAGGAGAUGCUGCUGCUGCUGUUCGUGCUGCUGGUACUCGUUUCCCAGCAUGCCCUGGCUGUGAUGGUGGAAGUGUAUGAAGGGGCAAAGUCUGUCCUGCUGCCCUGUCAGUACACAGGUUUUGUAGUUGAGGACCCCACAAUGAUAUGGACUCGCAGUGAUCUCAACCCCAAAUCUGUCCAUCUGAGACAAGAAGAAACAGAUGAUGUAACAGGACAAAACCAGCAUUACAGCGGACGCACGUCAAUGAGGCCUGAUGCUCUGGACACUGGAGACUUCAGCCUCACUCUGAGAAACCCCCGACUGACUGAUAGCGGCAACUACACCUGCUCCAUCCGCAGUGAAAGGGAGGAACUGAAACUGACAGACGUACAGCUGCAUGUCAAAGACCAGCAGGUGGAGGUGAAGGUGGAGGAAGGAUCAGAGUCUGUCAUCCUGCCCUGCAAAACAACACCUGACCUGCCUGAGGACACCACAGUGAAGUGGACUCACUCUGACCGAGAACUCAUGAUGGUCCAUGGGUGUUCAAAUGGAAGUGACCACCAGGACGACCUUUACUGUGGUCGCACAAAGACGAAUGAAGACAUGCUGAGAACUGGAGACCUCAGUCUGACCCUCAAAUACCCCACAGAGAGAGACAGUGGAGGAUACAUCUGCACCAUCUACAGGGACAAAGACAUCCUCACACAGAAAGUAGUGCUGCAGGUCAAAGAAGCGUUUCCGUCCUGGGCCACAGUUCUCCUGGUUUUCCUGCUUCCUGUUGUAGUUGUUUCUGCGAGUCUUUUAUUUCAUUUCCGUCAUUCCUUGGUGUCAGUUAUUCCAGUGAAGGUGGAGGUGGAGGAGGGGGCGGAGUCUGUCCAGCUGCCCUUCAAAACUACAAAACAGCUGUCGGGGGAAAUUCAAGUGAUAUGGGAACGUUAUGAGCCGUUCCAGAAGGCUCACGUGUUUACAAACGGCCCAAACCAAUUUGAAGAACAGCACGAGGUUUACAGAGACCGAACUGUGAUGAACAAAGACCUGCUGGAAACUGGAGACCUCAGUCUGACCCUGAAACAGCCCACAGAGAGAGACAGUGGAGAGUACAAGUGUUUGGUCUGGAGGAAGGGAAACUUCAUCAGAAAGAAAACCGUGAAACUCAAAGUCAAAGGUCCAGGAUCAAACAGGGGACAUCAGGACCAGAAGCAGCUCCAUUGAUCCGACUCCUCUGACGGCUGAUCAAUCAGUGUUAUGACUGCUGUCGUAAUGUUGUCUCUCAUGUGCAAAUGUAAGUGUGCAGGUGCAUUUCUAUCAUUGGUGGAUCCCUGAGACGGUGCCUGCAGAUUGGUUAGCUACAUGGAGACAACAUAUUUGAUGAUUCCGCCAUGGACGGCCUGCCAUUCAUCCUCGGCCCAUCACAGCCAGCAGUCUAGUGAUGCUUGUUUUACACAGGAGCAUGUAGGGGUGGACUGCCUUUUUAUCUGAUUACCGUUUUCUCCUGUUUUUGUGAGUUAGGGCGGUACGCUGCUGUCAUUUGGUUUAAUUCUUUUGAGUAGGAAAGUUUGAUAUAUUCUUGAGAUAGGUUUCUUUUGUUUGUUGCUUUUGCGUUAGGUCCACCCUGAAGUUAUAGUUCGCUCCUUUCCUUUGUGUUGAACCCACUCAUUGUAAAUAAAUCACCAUCAAAAUAUACUAAUUGUGUGAUGUGCUGCUUGGGGUCGGACGGGGAUGGAUCACCCUUACAGCCCUAGACGGGCCAUAACAAUCAGUUUGAUCUGUGUGAUUGAUUAGUGAUGUCAAACAGCAUGAUCACAUGACCAUAGUAAUAUAUUUUGUUCUCACU